Molecule: messenger RNA, 1888 nt
Organism: Manis pentadactyla (Chinese pangolin)
Lineage: Eukaryota; Metazoa; Chordata; Mammalia; Pholidota; Manidae
Gene: KLHDC4
Product: kelch domain containing 4
Exons: 12
Coding region: 75-1793 (572 amino acids)
Molecular function (GO): protein binding
Source: RefSeq, a predicted model, not a curated record
GACGCGCACUUCCGGUGGGCCCGGCGCCGCUGCCCGUUUCCCCGGGAGCUUGGCCGUCGCCUCAGCCGGAUACGAUGGGCAAGAAGGGCAAGAAGGAGAAGAAGGGCCGCGGGGCGGAGAAGACGGCCGCCAAGAUGGAGAGGAAGGUGUCCAAGCGCUCGCGGAAGGAGGAGGAAGACCUUGAAGCCCUUAUAGCCCAUUUCCAGACACUAGAUGCCAGGAAGACGCAGAUUGUGGAAACACCGUGCUCCCCGCCCUCUCCAAGGUUAAAUGCCUCGCUCUCUGCCCAUCCUGAGAAAGACGAAUUAAUCCUGUUCGGAGGUGAAUAUUUCAAUGGCCAAAAAACUUUUUUGUAUAAUGAGCUCUAUAUGUACAACAUCAGGAAGGACACCUGGACAAAGGUUGAGAUCCCCAAUCCACCUCCGAGGCGCUGUGCACACCAGGCGGUGGUGGUGCCUCAGGGCGGCGGACAGCUGUGGGUCUUUGGAGGAGAGUUCGCCUCUCCCGACGGAGAGCAGUUCUACCACUACAGGGACCUCUGGGUCCUGCACCUGGCCACGAGGACCUGGGAGCAGAUCAGAUCAACAGGAGGUCCUUCAGGUCGGAGUGGGCAUCGGAUGGUAGCCUGGAAGAGACAGCUGGUCCUCUUUGGCGGCUUCCAUGAGAGCACAAGAGAUUACAUCUAUUACAACGACCUAUAUGCCUUUAACCUGGACACGUUCACGUGGGGCAAGCUGUGCCCGUCGGGGACCGGGCCCACACCCAGAUCGGGCUGCCAGAUGUCUGUCACCCCCCAGGGCAGCAUCAUCAUCUAUGGGGGCUACUCAAAACAGAGAGUCAAGAAAGAUGUGGACAAAGGUAUCCAGCAUUCAGACAUGUUCCUGCUGAAGUUUGAGGAGGGGCGAGAAGGCAGGUGGAUGUGGACUCGGAUCAGCCCUUCGGGAGCCAAGCCCACCCCACGCUCUGGCUUUUCGGUGGCUGUGACUCCAAACCAUCAGACGCUGCUCUUCGGGGGCGUCUGUGACAAGGAAGAGGAGGAGAGCUUGGAGGGCGACUUCCUCAACGACCUGUACUUCUAUGACGCCGCCAAGAACCGCUGGUUUGCGGGACAGCUGAAGGGACCUAGGUCGGAGAGGAGGAGGCGCAGGCGGGGCAGAAAGGCGGAGCCUGAGGGUGCAGACGAGCAGGAGUGUGAGGGGGCCGGUGCCCAGGAACCCCUGCAGGUGGUCAGAGAAGUGGUCGCAGACGAUGGGACUGUGGUCACAAUUAAACAGGUGCUCGCGGCCCCUGGCCCGGUGGCACGGCCACCGACCCCCGGGGAAGACAGCGCCGAUGAAGCCGGCAGCCCUGCGGUGGGGCCGAGUCCCCGCUCCAACGCCAUGCUGGCCGUGAAGCACGGGCAGCUCUACCUCUAUGGAGGCAUGUUUGAGGCCGGCGACCGCCAGGUCACCCUCAGCGACUUGUACUGCCUCGACCUCCACAAGAUGGAGGAGUGGACGGCCUUGGUAGAGACGGAUCCAGAGACUCAGGAGUGGCUGGAGGAGACUGACUCGGAAGAGGACAGCGAGGAGGCUGAGGGUGCGGAGGGCGGAGGCGACGAGGAGGACGAGGGCAGAGAGCAGCAGCACCCCUGGGUGACAGCUGCUGAGCAGUUUGCAGACUCCCUGCUCAGGAGCGAGCAGUACUGGGUAAAGCCAGCCCGCCCGGAUGAUGCCAGGCCCAACGCCGAGGAGGAGAGGGUGCUGGGAACAGCCCGUGCCUCGGCCAGAGCCUUCUUCCAUGACUCGACGUGAGCCACCACACAGGGUGGAAGUCGGCCCGAGUCAGGUGUUCUCGCUGUCCCUCCACGUCACUGGGUGCGAUGAAAAUAAAGUGGAUCUGGACCGAG